AACAAAUUUGGAAAAAGGCAAAAUCUAAAAAUGGCUGCUUUCUUCUUCUCCUUCUUUAAACUUCCAUUUGACAUUUCACUUAUCCUCUGCCUUUCUUCUUCUUCUUAAUUAAACGUAAAUUCAUUUCCUCUUUUUUUUUUCUCCAAAAACCCAAUUCCAUUAUUUAUUCAUAGACCUGUAAUGGAUUCAGAUAUCCACCACCACCAUCACAAUAAUCAUAAUAAUAAUAAUAAUAAUAAUAAUCAGCAGCAGCAGCAAGAAAACAUGAACUCUGGUUUGACCCGAUACAGAUCAGCACCCAGUUCCUACUUCUCGAAUCUGAUCAACAGUGGUGUGUAUACAGACGAAGAUCUUGACCCGUUUUUCACCACCCGGAUUUCAAGCACUGAAAUGUCGAGAUUCAUGUCCACUGAUGACGUAAGCCCUGAAUUUAUGAAGCCAGAACAUGUGAAUUUCUCGCAACAGAUACUGUAUCAAAAUAAUAACAACUCGGUUGUUACGAGCUCAAGCUCAAGCUCCACUGUCGUUGAUCGGUUAACAGCGACGAAUCUUGUUCGUCAAAGUAGUUCGCCAGCUGGAUUUUUCGAAAACAUUAAUACUACUGACAAUGGUUACCCUAUGAUGAGAUCAAUGGAACAAUUUCGACUACUGUCACGUAUCCCUGAACACGAGGGAAAAAACAACUACCCUGGUGGUUCUUGGGACGAUUCGCCAAUGUUGACUGAUGGAUUGUUUCUCAACGAAUUUGAAGAAAAUCAAGAGAAAUUGAAUGAUCAAGGGAGAAUAACUCAAGCAACUCAUGCUCCCACUGGGUUGACUCAUCAGCUGAGUUUGCCAACGAGUUCAACUGAGUUGUCUGUGAAGGAGAAACUAAUGCAUUUUCAAGAUAAUGUGCCACUAAGGAGCAGGGCUAAAAGGGGUUGUGCCACUCAUCCAAGAAGCAUUGCUGAAAGGGUCAGGCGGACACGGAUAAGUGAAAGAAUGAGGAAGCUGCAAGAUCUUGUCCCAAAUAUGGAAAAGCAAACGAGCACGGCAGACAUGUUGGAUUUGGCUGUUGAGUAUAUCAAAGAACUUCAGAAUCAAGUUGAGGCUCUUUCAGACUGUCAACGAAAGUGCACAUGUCCACAUAAGCUGAAGUCGUAACACAAGUUUAAGCAUAGUUAUUUCUCACUUUUGUAUAUAAUAUAUAUAAAUUCAAGUAAUCGAAGAAAUAGAAGAUUCUUGUUUGGUAAUUUAAUUAACUCCAUUUGUUAUGUAACAUUUAGCAUAUUCUUAAUUCUCUAGUCAUUCUAAACAACAUGGAAUACUUGCAAUUAGGAGUGGUGUUAUGUGAAACAAGAAUACAAGAUAAACUUAUGUUGUUAGGUUGAUUUGUUCUGAAAGCUGAUUGUUCUUGACAGCACAAGACAAUGAUGUGAUAAGUGGAGGAUCUAGGAUACAUAUUCGGUGAAGCCCAAGUUUAGUUGAGACGGAAAAGGAGUGGGUCAAGUAGGUUGUGUAACAAGUGUGUAAAAGAAUCUCUUUUGUCGCACUGCUACAACGAUCUUUUUCUCAGUUACAAGACAACCCCGCUAGAACUUACAAAAGAAUCUCCUUUCUCGCAGCAGCGAUGAAUGAGAUUCUUCUGGUUCAAAGUGGUCUCUACACUCAUGUUGGGUCAUUUUCGAGUUGGGAACGGGGAUGCAGGGCAUAAGUGUGUACAUAUACAUGUAUAUUUGUCUACGCGUAUAAUACAUAGUUGUAUAUAUAGAGGUAGAUAUGUAUAAUUGUAGAGAGAAGCAGGGGAUAAGAGAUCAAGUGAAUCCCUUUAAAAAAAAAGUGUUAGCUUUCAUUUUAGAGAGGGGAGUGACCCUAGUGAACUUCUAUAGCGGUUUAGGACACAAAUAUACUUUUAUAGCCAUGAAAAUUAAUUACUAAAUUUGCUAUUA
Helianthus annuus (common sunflower) is the source of this 1928-nucleotide messenger RNA. RefSeq names its product transcription factor bHLH130. Gene Ontology annotation, biological process: regulation of transcription by RNA polymerase II. Gene Ontology annotation, molecular function: protein dimerization activity; RNA polymerase II cis-regulatory region sequence-specific DNA binding; DNA-binding transcription factor activity, RNA polymerase II-specific. Gene Ontology annotation, cellular component: nucleus. The coding region runs from base 181 to 1143 and encodes 320 amino acids. The record is from RefSeq and is a predicted model, not a curated record. The transcript is spliced from 6 exons. NCBI's taxonomy places the organism in Eukaryota, Viridiplantae, Streptophyta, Magnoliopsida, Asterales, Asteraceae.